Molecule: messenger RNA, 1110 nt
Organism: Babesia sp. Xinjiang
Lineage: Eukaryota; Apicomplexa; Aconoidasida; Piroplasmida; Babesiidae
Gene: ppan
Product: Peter Pan-like protein
Exons: 2
Coding region: 1-1110 (369 amino acids)
Biological process (GO): ribosomal large subunit assembly; rRNA processing
Cellular component (GO): preribosome, large subunit precursor
Molecular function (GO): rRNA binding
Source: RefSeq, a predicted model, not a curated record
AUGGGUAAAUCAGGACGCCGUCGGAAGCGCAAGACACACGCCAAGGCGGAAAUCGAUGCUGACACUCCUCGUAUCGUUGUUAUCCGCCGUGGUUCGCUACGUCCGGAGCUAAAGCAGUUGGUACAGGAUUUGCGCAUAUUAGUUUCACCUAACUGCGCUAGUCGUCUUAAGGAAGCCGGUCAUCAGAAAAUGAAAGAUUUCACUCAAGUGAGCGAUGCCUUGGGUCUGACUCAUUUGGUUGCUGUGAGUGAGACUGAUCGUGGCUGUUAUUUGAAAGUGGCCAAUCUGCCCAAUGGUCCAACAUUGACGUUUUCUAUUGAUAUGAUGACUCUAAUAUCUGAUAUCGCAAAACAUACUUCCAAUCCGAAAUCUAUAGGCGGAGCCUGCCAUAAUUCACCUUUGGUGGUAUUGAAUGGUUUCGGAGGUCACGUUGAAAGUCACAAGCAGGGUUCCAGCGGUGAUUAUGCCUCUGCUAUGAAGACUGUGUCCAACACGUUCAAUAGUCUAUUCAGUCCUAUAGAUGUUUCUACCACUAAGAUGCAAAACUGCAAGCGUGUAGUGUUAUUCAACAAAAAUCGGGAUACUGAUGUUAUAGUGAUGCGUCAUUACCUGAUAAACCUUGUUGACUGCAACACAUCUACUGUGGUACAAGAGCUGAUCGAUAAGCGUUCGGCAAAGCGUUUGAUUCGUGAGAAAGGUGCCAGUUUUAAGGACGUUAUACGUGCUGCCACAUCUGCAAGUUCAUCUAAUUUGAACGAUGAUUACGUUGAGCUUCGCAAUGUCGAUUCUCGUGAUGUGCUCCUGCGUAACAAGUAUGGAAUCACAAAUACGUAUGACUUGGAAGAUGCUUGCGACAGCAACCACAAGCUUGCAGUUAGUUUGGUCGACGCUGGUCCUCGUUUGAAUCUUCGCCUUAUAAAGAUCCAAGAGGGUGUAUUUUCUGGCGGCGUGUUGUUUCACAAAUUCAUCCACAAGACACGUGAAGAUAUUGACCGUCUUGAGGCAACAUUUGCUGAGAAACGUCGUUUGGAGCAGGAAUCUGAGGAGCGCAAGCGUCGGAAAUCUGAAGUGUCCGAUUCUGGCGAACCCGAUGAAUCUGCCGAGGAAUAA